Messenger RNA from Ceratitis capitata (Mediterranean fruit fly), 3513 nucleotides. RefSeq names its product ATP-binding cassette sub-family G member 4. The transcript is spliced from 12 exons. Lineage: Eukaryota; Metazoa; Arthropoda; Insecta; Diptera; Tephritidae. Gene Ontology annotation, cellular component: plasma membrane. Bases 682 to 2853 code for a protein of 723 amino acids. Gene Ontology annotation, molecular function: ABC-type transporter activity; ATP hydrolysis activity; ATP binding. The record is from RefSeq and is a predicted model, not a curated record.
GGGAGCUAGUUGGGUUGUUCUGCAGUCUGACAAUAGCAUACAGAGUGUAAACAUGUUCGAAAUUUUGGCUGGCGCAACCAACUGUUGAAUUUUGUAAAAACAAAAAAAUAUUGAAAGUGUUCAGUGUUCGACGGAAGAAAUAGAAUCAAGUCACAAAAGGCUACAUACACAAAUUUCGAAUACAAAAUUAAAGCCAACUAAUUGAGUUCAAGGAAAAUACUGUGAAUUAGUAAUUGUGAGAAAAAUUGUCAUGCUUGAGAAAAUCAAGAAACAAUAAAGUGAAUAAACCAAAAAGUAAUUUUAUUCGAAUUGUUAAAAUGCCGAAAAUAUUUUUUUUGCAUUUCUUCUUUUAAAAAGACUUGAAAACAAAUUCACAACACUUGCAAAAUCUACUUGGUAUAGUUUCCAGCGAAAUUUUUUGAUGAAAUACGGAUUGCGUUUUAAAUAGAUGCAUUACAAAUUCAAGACAUUCAUUAUUGCUAAUAUACAUAAAAUACUUGCUGUGAAUGUCCAUAUACAUAUGUAUAUGCAUGUAAAAAAAGAAUAAAGUGUGGUUGCAGCGAUUACAAAAAAAAAAAACUAGUGGAAAAUACGAAAAGAGUUUGCUUAAUUUAAGAGAAAGCAAAGAAGGAACGAAAUACAGAAAUUUUCUUCGAGAUCUUUGAUGACAACGAUUCUAAAAUGACUGUGAUACAGGAUAUGAAACCAGCGGAUGCUUGUGGUGCGGGCAUAAAUUGCUGUUCCAGUGUUGCUAGUUCUGAAACCUCUAUCGAUGAAUCGUUUGCUUGUGCGAAGCCCAGUUGCACAGGUGAUGUAGUUUGCAAACCAAAUUAUUGUGAAAACUGGGAAGUGAAUUUCGAUCACUGCAAGCAGGUCAACAUCGAAUUCGAAAAUGUUAAAUACACAGUUCGGAAGUUUAAUUUCCAAGAACGUAAAUUUGUGACAAAGGAGAUUUUACAUGGAAUUAACGGCGCAUUUCGAGCUGGAGAACUAACCGCCAUAAUGGGACCCUCAGGCUCCGGAAAGAGUACACUGCUUAAUGUAAUGACAGGGUUUAGAGCUACCGGUGUCACCGGCACAAUACGCGUCAACGGUGAACCCAUUUCAACGAAUUCACCAAGCUUUCGUGAGCUUUCAUGCUACAUACAUCAAGAUGAUCUGCUCAGGCCGCUAAUGAGCGUGGGCGAAACAAUGAUGCUUGCCGCACAUUUGAAGUUGGGAUUCAAUACCUCUAAGGAAUAUAAACAAAAUUUGAUCAAACAUAUUUUGACAUUGCUUGGAUUGGAACACCGUUACAAUGUGUUUGCUGCAAAACUUUCCGGCGGUCAGAAGAAGCGGUUGGCCAUAGCGCUUGAACUGAUAAGCAAUCCGCCUGUUUUGUUUUUGGACGAGCCAACAACUGGCUUAGAUAGCUCAUCGUGUAGUCAAUGUGUUUCGCUACUUAAGAAGUUGGCCUCCCUGGGACACACCAUUGUUUGUACCAUCCAUCAGCCGAGCGCACUAAUAUUUGAAAUGUUCGAUAAACUCUAUACUGUCGUCGAUGGCAAUUGCAUUUACCAGGGACCAGUGCGAGAACUGAUACCUUUCUUGGAGGGACAGGAUUUGGUGUGUCCGAGCUAUCACAAUCCUGCCGAUUUCUUGCUGGAGAUUGCAGUCGGGGAACACGACCGUGAUUUAGUGAAACUCGUAAAUGCGGCAAAUAAAAAGUACCACGAAGAUACCGACAAUCAACAAAUAAACGUACAAUGUCUGCUAUCCAAAAUUAAAGAUAAUGAGGCAUGCAGUAAAAUCGCCAGCAAUCUAAAACGUUUCCCCGCCGCCAUAUCGAAACUCACAGCCUUCGACUAUGUUAAGCCCGCCGCGGACGACGUGUCUUUAGAGGAAAUGAAAACGCUCAAUGCCAGAGCAGCUACAAAUGCCAUGAUGGAUGAUAGUGACAACGAGGUUGGCUCAGCAGCGCGUACGAAAAGCAAUGACCGUUAUACGGCCUAUAAGGCCGUGCGCACAGAGCAGGCCUCAUUUAUAAUGCAAUAUUUUCUGCUACUUAACCGUAUUUUUAUAUGUGCAAGGCGUAAUUACUUUCUGCUGUUGGCUCGUCUAAUGUCACACAUUGUAAUUGGCUUGAUAUUUGGCUACUUGUAUAUGAAUGUCGGCGAUAAAGCCACUACUGUGCUCGGCAACUAUGUCUAUUUGUAUGGUUCGAUAUUGUUGUUGGUCUACACAGGAAAAAUGGCCGUGGUAUUAACAUUUCCCUUAGAGAUUGGAAUGCUGACCAGAGAGCACUUUAAUCGGUGGUACGGCCUAACUCCUUACUUCCUGUCUUUGUUGUCCUUUGAAAUACCAUUUCAGAGCAUUUGUACAGUACUGUACACAGUCAUCAGCGUUUACUUAACCGGCAACAAUGCAGACGAAAGUUUUCGAAUUUACUACUUCAUCAUAUUGGCAGUUUUAGCUUCAUUGAGCGCUCAAGCAUGGGGCUUCUUUGUUGGUGCGACGUUGCCCACCAAGUUAGCUGUAUUUGUGGGUCCGAUCUUGGCAGUUCUGUUCUCGAUCUUUGGAUUUUGUACGCGAUACAUAGAUAUAACACCUAUCUUCCGCUGGAUGUGGCACAUUAGCUAUUUCCGAGCGGGUUUCCACGGUGCACUCAACGCUAUUUACGGCCUCGAGCGUCCCUUCCUGUCAUGCCCUAAUGAUACAAUGUACUGCCACUUUCGCAGUCCGAAAGUGUUUCUCAACUAUAUGAUGAUCUCCGAUGUUAAUAUGGCCGAUUGUGUUACGCUGAUGGUUGUCGUGAUGGCCGUUAUGCAUACGCUUACACUGAUUACGCUCUGGCACAAAUUGAACAAACGCUAAUUAACCAAAUAUGCACUAUACGCAAAGUACAUGAAUAGUUUAAGUAUACGAACCAAAAAAGUUACAACAAAUUAUGUAAUGUAUAAUAUAUACUUAUGUUUGUGUGGUAUAUGUAUGCACAAUAUUUAUACGUUUAUGUGGGAUUAUGGCUUUUACUUAUUUGAACUCAUGACUCUAUAAUCAUUUUAAUCAUUAUUUUUAUUUCUUCCAUAACAAACUCAUAUGAGAAAAGCCAAAUGAAAAGAAAAACUUUGUAAAGAUUUUAUAUAUUUGUUUGUAAUUUGUAAAACUAGUUGAUAAGAAUUUAUACAAGUGCAUAUGUACAUAGUUGCUUUAGAUAGUUUAUAUACAUAUAACAAGGAAAAUAGUAUUAAAUAUUCAAAAUGUACCAAAUUUGUCCAUAGAGGAAAUAGAUAGAGGUAAAAUUCAUUAGUUCUUGCCAAUUUUUUUAAUGAUGAUUUACGAAAAAUCUCGAAUAAAAUUACAAUCUAACUCUAUGUUUUAACUGGAAUGCUUAACAUUUAUUCAAUCAAAUUUUGUAUGUGUACAUAUCUUUAUACAUAUGGAUAACCCAUUAAAAUACAUACAAAAAUUUUCAAACAAAUGCACAUUCCUAACUACAAAUAAAAUCAGAAAAACUUGAUGUUGUCAUUAAACAAA